AUGGCCAAGCUCAUCGUAUUGCAACACCAACAACCUCAACGCACGAACCAUGGCUCCGAAGAUUUCUUCGACUUCACCAAAGCCACACUCGACCAAUUCAACCAAAUCUUCAUUCCUGCAAGCUACAAGGUCAUCAAGAAGAAGUCCCCCUACAUUCGAGCAUACAACCCCUCGAACGUGAACCUCUCCCCCGCAGGCCUCCAACUCACCUGCUCAACUUCCACCGACGGAACCACAGUCCCCAGCGCGGGAAUCUUCACGCGCUCAAGAAAUUUCUUCUAUGGCUCCUAUCGAGCGGAAUAUCACAUUUCAAAAGAACCGGGAACCGUAGCGGGCUUCUUCCAUUACAAAAAUGAUACUUCAGAAAUCGACGUCGAAUACAUUAGUGCGAAUUCGGGAACAUCCUCUCCUCCUCCGGCUUUACAAUACUCGGUCAAACCACAACAAUACCUCUUCAAUGGCGCCGCGUCCAAGACCACCAUGGCUCUACAUUCCCUGAACAAAGCCAACACCAACGACGGCAAUCCUGGAGUCCCUUCAGAUUGGUCAUUCGUCUGGACUCCCGACGCGGUACAUUACGGCCCGCAGAACGCGAGUGUCAUCACCACCAACGUACCGCAAGCUCCGGGAAGAAUCAUGCUGAAUCAUUGGUCGGAUGGUGAUGCGAAAUUCUCAAAGGGACCGCCAGAAAGGGAUAGUGUUGUUACCGUCAAGUUUUUGCAGGCGGUUUACAAUGAUACUGAGGUUGGGGAGGCGCUUGUUUGUCAGACGAUGCAGACAGCUUGCUUGGUGGAGGAUGGGGUCGUUCGGGGACAGUUUGCGAGGGACGGAGGGGGUUGGGGGUUGUUGUCUUUGGGUUUGGUGGCAAGGUUUUUCUGGUCGAGGGGUUUGUGA
Ramularia collo-cygni is the source of this 894-nucleotide messenger RNA. RefSeq lists its product as uncharacterized. The coding region runs from base 1 to 894 and encodes 297 amino acids. Lineage: Eukaryota; Fungi; Ascomycota; Dothideomycetes; Mycosphaerellales; Mycosphaerellaceae. Gene Ontology annotation, molecular function: hydrolase activity, hydrolyzing O-glycosyl compounds. The record is from RefSeq and is a predicted model, not a curated record. Gene Ontology annotation, biological process: carbohydrate metabolic process. The transcript has 2 exons.